This is a messenger RNA of Colletotrichum destructivum, 945 nucleotides long. RefSeq lists its product as uncharacterized. The record is from RefSeq and is a predicted model, not a curated record. Bases 1 to 945 code for a protein of 314 amino acids. The transcript is spliced from 2 exons. NCBI's taxonomy places the organism in Eukaryota, Fungi, Ascomycota, Sordariomycetes, Glomerellales, Glomerellaceae.
AUGUUUCUCUCUCAGAGCUUUUCGGCCUGCCUCCUGGCCCUGACUUUCUAUGAGCACGUCGGGGCUGAGGUCGACCAUUUCCCUGACAUGCUGUCAGCCAAAGUCCAACGUCGCGACAAUAACAACGACACCAUCGAAUCCAUAGAUGACGCCACGAGACAUCCAAAUGCGACAGGAUCAUGGCCGAUCCACGGUAUCGACGUGACCAAACCAUUGCGGAACCCCCCUUCGGAUGAGUACGGUCGAGGCAACGGGUGGACCAUCGAUAUCGCCGUCGCAACGAACAUCACCACCACCGAUUCGGAGUCCAGGUCCAAUCCCCAGGACCUGAAUCUCAAAGCACCGGAUAACGCCUUCUCGGAAACGGAGCAAACGGUCAACGCUACCGAGCACUACAACGUAUGCUCAUUUAUGUGGUGGGGGAACCGCUGGUCAACGGACGACAUGGAGAAACUGCACCAGGACGCCGACGGUUCCUGCAAUGGCGUCAUAUCCAAGCAUUGCAUCGCGGACCUGAGAGAAACGCUUUCGGGAGCCUCAUGCAGCAUGCCUGGCUCCUACAAAACGCCCGAAAGCUGCCCCGAGUACCUUUCCUCCUCUUUCUCGAUCACAGUGAGUAUGGCAUUCAGAGCCAACAAGUCCACCUACCACAUCGGCGGCAACUGGGGUCCCUACACGAAUGGUUCGGAGGAGCUGAUCAGGGAGGCCUACGACCAAGCCGUCACGAACGUCUACCCCGUAAUGUUGGUUUACAAGUAUGACGACGGAGAGUUGGAGUCCAACUACACUGUCUUCCGAUGCGUUCGUGCCAACCAAAUCGCGGAGGGCAGCCGCCAACCUGAAACUUUCGGGAACAGACGGGGCUCGGCUGGCGUCGUCAGAGUAUCCAUGUUUUCUCUCUUCAUAGGGCUGGCUGUGCCUCUCAUGGUGACGUCCCUCAUGUAA